Messenger RNA from Trifolium pratense (red clover), 1173 nucleotides. RefSeq lists its product as uncharacterized. NCBI's taxonomy places the organism in Eukaryota, Viridiplantae, Streptophyta, Magnoliopsida, Fabales, Fabaceae. The transcript has a single exon. The record is from RefSeq and is a predicted model, not a curated record. Bases 1 to 1173 code for a protein of 390 amino acids.
AUGAAAGCACCACAAGGAUUGACUGGUGUUUCUGCUAAUCAGGUCUGCAAGUUAAAGAAAUCAUUAUACGGCCUACGACAAGCUAGUAGGAAAUGGUAUGAAAAGUUAUCUCAAUUCCUCAUCACCAUUGGAUAUGCUCAGAUGACAUCUGAUCCUACUUUAUUUACCAAGUCCACCUCAUCUGAUUUUAGUGUUUUACUUGUGUAUGUUGAUGACAUAGUUCUCACUGGAAAUUGUAUGGAUGAAAUAGAUGCUACUAAGUCACAACUACACAAAGCUUUUCGUAUUAAAGAUUUAGGCAUAUUGAAAUUUUUUCUUGGAUUGGAAGUGGCUCACUCCCAGCAAGGGAUUACAUUGUGUCAAAGAAAAUAUUGCUUAGAGCUACUGACUGAAACAGGUACCUUAGGAUGCAAGCCAUCCAGCAUUCCUAUGGAUCCAAGCAAUAGACUACAUCAUGAUGAUAGUGAACCACAUCAUGACAUCACUAAGUAUAGAGCUUUAGUUGGCAAACUACUAUAUCUCACCUCCACAAGGCCUGAUAUAGCUUUUCCUGUUCAACAGUUGAGUCAAUUUCUUGAUGCUCCAACUUCAACACAUUUCAAAGCUGCUCAUAAAGUGUUGAGAUAUCUCAAAGGCAAUCCUGGCACUGGUUUGUUUUUCCCUAGAAAUUCAUCCAUUCAGCUAUUAGGAUUUAGUGAUGCAGAUUGGGGAGGCUGCAUUGAUAGCAGAAGAUCAAUCACAGGAUACUGUUUCUUUCUUGGCCAAUCACUGAUCUGUUGGAAAUCUAAGAAACAAUUGACAGUGUCAAAAUCUUCAUCUGAGGCAGAAUAUCGUGCUCUAGCAUCUGCUACUUGUGAACUGCAAUGGUUGAGUUAUCUACUAAGAGAUCUGCAAGUCACAACAGACAAAUUACAUGCCCUCUAUUGUGACAGCCAGAGUGCUUUACAUAUUGCUUCUAAUCCUGUGUUCCAUGAACGCACAAAACACCUUGACAUAGAUUGCCACAUUGUAAGAGAGAAGCUUCAAGGAGGGUUGAUGAAAUUACUACCCAUUUCUGGCUUCAAUCAAACAGCUGACAUCCUGACCAAGGCCCUACAUCCAGCAAAUUUUCACAGACAAUUUUCCAAGCUUGGCCUUCAUAACAUCUUCAGGCCUCAGCUUGAGGGGGUGUGA